GACGCCACGGCAUCAAGAAAGAAAACUAACAGUGUUAAAGAGCUAGGAUAAAUUUCGCAGUAGCUCCUGUCCAAGACAACCUCUCCCAACACAAACCGCAAAGAAGAAAAGACAUGGCGAGUUCAGUGCUCCAUGGCAUCACCGAGAGAGUCCUGCAGAAGCUGGGCUCGCUUGCCCUUCAAGAAGAUGCCUUGGUUGAUGAUGGCAUUGAAGCCAAGCUGAGGAAGAUUCAAUAUGCUUUGGCUUCCAUUAAAGGGGUGCUCUUGGAUGCUGAAGAGAAACAGGGGCACAACUACAAGCUCAGAUCGUGGUUAGAGCAGCUUAAAGAUGUCUUGUAUGAUGUCGAGGACUUGCUUGAUGAUGUCCAGUGCGAAGCCUUGACGAAGAAACUGAAUGGUCAACAACGAAAACAUGGCAAGGUACGGCACUUCUUUUCUUGUUCUAAUCCCUUCACAUUCCAUCUGAAAAUGGGCAAAAAGAUUGGUGAGAUAGUAGGACGAUUGAAGCAGAUGGUUGGUGAGAUUGAGGGGUUCGGUCUCAGCAAGCGAGCCUGCGAUGGCGGUGUAGUAGGAGUGAGAGUGAGAGAGAUGAAACCCAACUUGGUGAGAGGAUUUGGUCCCAUCAUUGGGAGGGAUGCUGAUAAAGAUAGGAUAAUUGAGCUCUUGAUGCAGCGAGAUCCGCCUAGAGAUGGCGCGAAACUUUCGGUGAUUCCCAUCGUCGGAAUCGGAGGUUUUGGCAAGACUACACUUGCUAGUUUGGUGUUCAAUGAUGAUAGAGUGCGAGAACACUUUGCUCUGACAAUUUGGGUGAGCAUGCCUGGUAGUUUUAAUGCAAGGCUAAUCGUGGAAAGGAUCAUCCAGAGUAAACUUGGCCAAAGUUUGAACAACUUGGACUAUCCCCAGUUGCAGACUCUUCUAAGGGGCAUAAUAAGUCGCUGUAAGCUCUUACUGGUUCUAGAUGAUGUGCAGAAAAUGAAUUGGGCUGGGUGGGAUCAUUUGAGGUCUCAGUUGGCCGAAGCUGCCGAUGGAACCAAGGUUAUUGUGACCACUCGAGAUGCGAAAGUACCUAACAUCACAAGUUCCCUGCUGGCAUACAACUUGCAGGGCCUUUCACAUGAAGACUCUAUGUCCUUGUUCAAGACAUGGGCAUUUGACCAAAACGAACGGGAAAUACGCCCGCGUCUACUCCAGAUCGGGGAUGAAAUUGUAGGAAGAUGCAGUGGCGUCCCUUUGGCUCUGAAGAUGUUGGGCGGCCUACUGUACUCGAAGGACAACGAACGAUUUUGGGAACUAGUGAGAGAUGACGAUAUGUGUAGAUCCAUACAAACAGAGGAGGACAUUCUAUGCAUCCUGAAACUGUGUUACAUGUAUUUGCCAUCCCACUUAAAACAGUGUUUUGCCUUGUGUUCAGUUUUUCAUAGAGGCCACAUCACCAUCGAUUUAACUACGGCUUAUUUUUGGACAGCGUGUGGGCUCAUUCCACCAUCAAAUGAAGACGGAACUCCUGAAGACACCUGUAACAAGUACUUGAAAGAGUUGUGGUCCAGAUCCUUCUUCCAAGAAGCCUGGCAGAGGGGUCCAUCUCUCUCUUUUAAAAUGCAUGAUUUACUUUACGAUCUAGCAUUAUCAGUGUCAACGGAACAAAUCGAUUGCUCCCUGCUUAGUCGUAGUUCCCAGAGAAUUCCAGAGAGAACUCGACAUGUUUCAUUAUUGCACACUCUUUCGUCGGGGCAAAUGAAGGAGAACGAAGCCCCACCAUUCUUGAGCAGGUUAAAGUCGAACAGAGUGCGAAUGUUUAACUGUGACUCCCAGGACACGUUCAAUACAAGAAAAUCUGUUGACAGCAUGUCUAAGUGCGAAUACUUGAGGUUUAUGCACUUGUCCUUUUCCAGCUUUGAAGAGUUACCGGGUUCCAUAGGCAAGUUAAAGCAUCUCACAGUGCUUAGCCUAGGGGGUAAUUGCCGCAUGAAGAAACUUCCGGAUGCUAUCUGUAAGCUACAUAGCUUGCUGUUUUUAUCUGUCUCCAGGUGCUCAGGACUAGAGGAAUUGCCUCGAGACAUGGGUAGGAUGAUCAACCUUCGAUGUCUGUGGUUGACCACGAAGCAGAAAAGUCUCCUCGACAGUAGAAUUCAUCGCAUGAAAUCUUUGAGGUACUUGUUGAUCCGUAAUUGUGGAAAUCUAGAAGUGUUGUUUGGAGGCAGAGUAUGCUUGAACAACCUUCUAUCUUUGGAAAUAGAGAAUUGUCCACGACUGGUGUCUCUGCCGCUGGGUGAACUGACUGCAUUGGGGGCAUUGAGGAUCACAGGUUGUGACAAGCUCAUGUUGACUCAGCUCGAGGAUAACAAAUCGGGCCUCUUCCCGAAGCUUCGUUUCUUCAUGGUCUCAGCUUCACAGCGAUUGGUGCACUUGCCACAGUGGCUUCAGGCCUCUGCUGACACCUUAGAGGAGUUGCACAUUAUUGACUGCAUAAACUUGAUGGCUCUACCUGAGUGGCUGCAAGAUCUUAAACAUCUCAAAAAGCUUCAUAUCUUUGGGUGUCCUCGACUGUCAUCGAUGCAAGGAGUGAGUUUGCUCAGCGCACUCCAAGAGCUGCACAUUGCAGGUUGCCCUGAACUGAGUAGAAAAUGUCCGGUGGAAGAUGGUGAGCUUUGGCCUGAGGUUUCUCAAGUGUCCUUCUAAGGUCGACUGGAAAGUGAUCCAAUCAAAUGAUCAUUAGGUUAUGUGGAUUGUGUGCUUAAAAGCAUCUGGAGCGAGACUGCUCUAUAUACAUCUGCCGAACCUCUCCGAAGUCCCCAGGCCAAGAGUGUCGGCAUUUUCUGGAUUGGUGUACCUUGUGUUCAGGUUGAAGACCAACGUUACUUCUUUGAGUAAACUGAGGCUCAUUUUGCUGUAGUUUGAAUGUGUUAGUCUGCCCUCUUGAGGAACAAUUUCAUGCUUCUGGCUUUGGAAACUAUUCAUUUCUCUUUGACAUUAGAAAACUUGUCAUCUCAUCGUGAAA
Syzygium oleosum is the source of this 2997-nucleotide messenger RNA. Its product is annotated as putative disease resistance protein RGA4. Gene Ontology annotation, molecular function: ADP binding. The transcript has 2 exons. Bases 114 to 2678 code for a protein of 854 amino acids. Gene Ontology annotation, biological process: defense response to other organism. NCBI's taxonomy places the organism in Eukaryota, Viridiplantae, Streptophyta, Magnoliopsida, Myrtales, Myrtaceae. The record is from RefSeq and is a predicted model, not a curated record.